Aspergillus alliaceus is the source of this 1026-nucleotide messenger RNA. RefSeq lists its product as uncharacterized. The record is from RefSeq and is a predicted model, not a curated record. Lineage: Eukaryota; Fungi; Ascomycota; Eurotiomycetes; Eurotiales; Aspergillaceae. The transcript has 2 exons. The coding region runs from base 481 to 741 and encodes 86 amino acids.
CUACGCGUUGCGCAGUGGCCAGAAUAACAUGAACUACUCCGUAUGCUGGGACUGCAGUAUGCUCUUAGGGGUGAACAUCCGCACCUCACAGCGACGGCUUUAAAUUGUGGCUAGCUGUUAAAGUCUACCCCGCCUCAAACAUCUCACGUCUGCGUCGCUCUACCAACACCCAUUAUUUGCUAAACUGGAGGUUCCCUUUCACCGACUAGCCACUACAAAAUCAUCACAACACAUCGCUGAUUCAUUUCCUUCUUCUUUUCUUCUCUAAUCGAUUCCUCUUUGUGUGUAGAAUCCCUUAGACCUAGUCGAUUCGAUUCGGGACAGGCCCCUUACAUCAGGGCGGCAAAAUAUAACAUUACUUCAGUGCUCGAGGUUUCUUCUAUUCUCAAUCAGGCAAAGGUUGGAUCUAAUAAAUUAUGACAGACUCUUUCUUCUGAUGAGCAAUUAGUGCUAACUUCUGAAUUUCAGGAAUCCGCCACUAUGCGACUUCUGGUCGGUCUUGUUGCAGCUUCCGCUCUGCUUACCACUCCAACUCUUGCCGAGGUUAUGAUCAUCUACCACACUCAUACCGCAAGCCUGAGGGACGCGGUCGCGAUUAGGGCACAGCAGGCUGGAUGUUCGUUUUUUAGGACAGCCCCGGCUGUUGGUAGUCUCACCGGCUGGCUGGUUGUUGUGACGGGUUGCCCUAGGCUACCAGAGGGCACGCCUGGGGUUGAGAUAAUUGGGCGGACACUUCAGUGAUGGUUGUGUGCGCCCGGUUGCUCAAGCUGAGUGAGGAUUGCAACAUGUCUAUCAGGCAAGGCCAAGGAGCUCUGACCUGAAUCUGCAGUUAGUGUGUAAAGAAAUAACAAUAAGCCGGCUGAUGAACUAAGUGUUAUAAACCCACGCAUAUUUUCUACUGCUCAGUCUGAGAUAUUGGGUAUGCGAAUGAUUGCAGUCGUGUGGAGAGCAGCUCAUGUGCAAUAAGGAUCGAAAAUCUAAAGACUGACUUUAUGUUAUGUACUAGUGUAGGUGCUUGACAUGUAC